Cottoperca gobio is the source of this 1722-nucleotide messenger RNA. RefSeq names its product high mobility group 20B (gene hmg20b). NCBI's taxonomy places the organism in Eukaryota, Metazoa, Chordata, Actinopteri, Perciformes, Bovichtidae. Gene Ontology annotation, biological process: regulation of gene expression. Bases 171 to 1055 code for a protein of 294 amino acids. The record is from RefSeq and is a predicted model, not a curated record. Gene Ontology annotation, cellular component: nucleus. The transcript is spliced from 9 exons.
CCGAGUUAAGGGAAUAUCCAGCCGACCAAUCACAACGCUCCCUGCCGACUGACCAAUCAGAUGGCAGGCAGGGUUCUCUUCCUGUUUGGCCGAGGGAAUCAUUAUCGGACUUAUAACCCUGACGGAUAAAGACCCAUUUUCACUAUUACAUAGUCCAUUAUACGGAGAUCAUGGGAGGGAUCAAACAAGAGCAGAGUGAUGCAUCACAUCAGUCCAAACCUUCACAUUCAGCAGAUCAACCACAAGAGGAGCCAAAGAAGAGAGGCUGGCCAAAGGGAAAGAAAAGAAAGAAGGUGCUACCAAAUGGUCCCAAGGCCCCAGUAACAGGAUAUGUCCGCUUCCUGAAUGAACGCCGGGAACAUAUGCGGGCCAGGUACCCUGAUUUACCUUUCCCAGAAAUCACCAAGAGACUUGGAGCAGAGUGGACACGAUUAGCCCUGAAUGACAAACAGCGCUACCUGGACGAGGCGGAACGGGAGAAGAUGCAGUAUGCUCUGGAACUGAAGGAAUAUCAGCUGACUGAGGCCUAUCAGAUCACCAGCGCCAAGAUACAAGACAAGAGGAUCAAGAAAGAAGACACUCCUUCUGUCAUCAUCAGUACUCGUUCAGAGUCAUCUAUAUCAAAGGCUUCUGACCUCACAAGCAGAUUCGAUAUUCCUAUCUUCACCGAGGAGUUCCUCGAUCAGAACAAAGCUCGAGAGGCUGAGCUGCGACGGCUUCGUAAGGCCAACAUUGAGUUUGAAGAGCAGAAUGCGGUUCUUCAGCGGCACAUUAAGGACAUGUACAAUGCUAAAGAGCGCCUGGAGGCUGAACUGGGGCUGGACGAGAAGCGUACGCAGGCUCUGCACCAACACUUGCUGGCCAUUAAACACACUUUGGUCAACAGUCUGUCAUCAGUCCCCCUGCCAGAUACAGGCGAGACGGCGUCUCAUGGUAACUUGGACUCAUACCUGAGUCGUCUCAGUGGAGUGCUGGAGGGAAAUCCUCACAAGCAUCGCGCUCUGCUCACCCAGCUUUGCGACGUCCUCUCUCAUCUGGACAGUGAGAAGUUGUGAGGAGACUCCAGCUGGAGCCCCUUUCAUUCCUGCAUCAGAGGGAUACGUUACUGGCUCGGUGGUUUUAGGUCAAAUCAGUGCCAUUCAACAGAGCACGUGAAUGUCUCAAGGAUGGUAAAGGAAAGGGUACAAACACUCCAAAACACCACACACACACACACACACACACACACAGUCCAUGUCUACAUGCCUCUUCUUUAUCAAUUUGUGUAUGCACAUGCGUUUUUUUGUAAAUGUAAAUCUGUGUGGCAGUGUUGAGGGCUUUUACAGUUUACAAAUGUUAUUAAAUGUAAUUAAAUAUAUCUUCUGAACUGCUUUAAUUAAGUCCAAUUGGAUUGACCCUAACUCUAUUGUGUAAUAUCAGCAGUUACCUACAGGCCCUUUGCCUGUCCAAUAAGACGAGCCUAAUUAUUAGUUUACAAUAAAUGCCAUUUGGCAUAUGUUGGGUGGGGAAUGUGUACGUAGAGUUAUUUAGAAUGCAUGAAAAACUAUAUAAAAAAACAAACUGGAAAGGGUGAAAAUGUCAAUGUUUGGGUUUACAUAGAUAAUGGCGGGUUGGUAAAUGGACAAGCAAUUUCACAUGUUGUCUGAAUAUUAUAUAUUUGUGAAGUAUAUUUGUAUUUUCUGAAAUGUUCAUUAAACUAUACUGCAAAUGUUUCCAACAAAA